Messenger RNA from Myxozyma melibiosi, 507 nucleotides. RefSeq names its product ribosomal protein L7/L12, C-terminal/adaptor protein ClpS-like protein. Bases 1 to 507 code for a protein of 168 amino acids. Gene Ontology annotation, biological process: translation. NCBI's taxonomy places the organism in Eukaryota, Fungi, Ascomycota, Lipomycetes, Lipomycetales, Lipomycetaceae. The record is from RefSeq and is a predicted model, not a curated record. Gene Ontology annotation, molecular function: mRNA binding; structural constituent of ribosome. The transcript is spliced from 3 exons. Gene Ontology annotation, cellular component: ribosome; mitochondrial large ribosomal subunit.
AUGUCUGCUUCGCUCAUCGCUCGGUCGUCGCUCCGGACAGCUGCUCGGGCUGCCGUCAGACCAAUCUCAAUGGCGCCUGUCUACAUGGCCUCCCGACACAACAGCACAUCGGUCGACCCCAAGAUCUCGACCAUAGUAGACCAAAUCUCCGGUCUUACCCUUCUCGAGACCGCCGACCUCGUCUCAUUACUCAAGACCCGCCUCAACAUACAAGACAUCGCCAUGCCUGCCGCCGCCGCCCCCGCUGCCGCCGCCGCCCCCGCCGUCGAGGAAGCGCCCGAGGUGAUUGAGAAGACGAUGUUCAACGUCAAGCUCGAGAGCUUCGACGCCGGCGCCAAGCCCAAGAUCAUCAAGGAGGUCAAGAACUUGCUCGGCCUGAACCUGGUCGAGUCCAAGAAGUUCGUCGAGGCCGCGCCAAAGGUCUUGAAGGAGAACGUCGUCAAGGAGGAUGCCGAGAAGCUCAAGUCUACUUUGGAGGCUUUGGGCGCGAAGAUUGUGCUUGAGUAG